UCUGUGAGCAUGUGGCAUGUAGGUGAUGUAUAACCACUAUCUGACAUAAAAACUCCAUGAAUUAUAACCAGGAAUUGAUGAUACAGCUAGCUUUUCGUGUUAUAUUACUUUUUUUCCAUUUCAACUACAAUCUAGGCGCCCAUAUAUCAAGCAAGAAGCAUCUGGUUCAAGUGACAUAUAUCCCAUCAUAAUGAACGCCAGCAACACUAGCAACGCCGGCGGGGAUCUCUCAGCGGCGUCUCACAUCUUGACGGUCUACAAGUUGCUGUACGAAUAUGUGCUACCACUUAUUGUAUUUGUCGGUCUAAUCGGAAAUCUGACGUCAAUAUACCUGUUACAACUUGACAAGCAGAUGCGCAAAGUAUCCUCCAGUGUUUUUCUAACGUCCGUGCUGGUGUCGGACACUGGGAUGCUUAUGAGCCUAUUACUGGUCUGGAUUGAGUCGCUGGGAUACCCCGUAAAUCACCUUCCCGCCGUGUGCCGCAUCAACGUCUAUCUCACAUACGUCUUUGGAUUCCUCUCUAUAUGGUAUGUGGUUUGCAUCAGUGUUGAGACGUUCAUAACCAUAUGUCAUCCAACCAGGAUCAAACAGAUGUGCACGUUGUUCCGAGCACGUGCGGUGGCGGUAAUGCUGCUCGCCUUUGCCCUGGUGCUGUAUGUGGUGGCACCAUUCAUUACCGAGGUACAAAGCGUUCCCCAUUCGAACACUACAAAAAACUGUCUGCCUAUUGCGCAAUACGCCCACUUACUCCAGCUUCUGUUCUACGUUGACCUGGUUCUGACCUUACUCCUGCCGUUUGUCCUCAUCAUCAUCUUGCUCACCUUCAUGACGGUUGCCAUUGUUCGCUCGAUCCAAAGAAAACAACAACGAAAUAAUAGAAAAACCAAUGAGGAGUAUCAUACAUCUAGAAUAAGGAAACUUCCACAGGUUCGGGUGGCGAAAAUGCUCUUCAUUCUAUCGGUCAGUGUCGUGUUCCUAAAUAUACCCAGUCACGGGUUUAAACUGAAGUCUUUGAUUUCUGUUAAUGCCAUUCUGUCGGAGACGGAAAGCUUGAUUCACCUGUUAUUGCUUUUCUUAAGUUACACCUCAUUUUCAGUUAAGUUUUUUAUUUGCGUCGCUUGCAGUAAGAACUUCAGGAAAUUAAUAGAUCAACAUUGUGUUUUUGGAAAAACAACGCGUUAUCAAACCGUUGCACAGCAAACAAUGGAGACCGCAACGUAAACAAAUAUGUUGUUGUAUGCAUUUGUUUUAUUACAUUAAAAAUAUUGGAUGUGAACUAUAUAAGUACUAUUCUUGUCAUUUAAAACAAAUAUUUAACCGUGUCACACCCAAUAUACCUAGAUGGUAUAAAAUGACAACUCGUAUCAGACCUUGUAUAUCUAGAUGGUAUAAAAUGACAACUCCUGUCAGACGCUAUAUAUCAAGCUUGUAUAAAAUGACAACUUCUGUCAGACGCUAUAUAUCUAGAUGGUAUAAAAUGACAACUCGUGUAAGACGCUUUAUAUCUAUAUAGAUGGUAUAAAAUGACAACUCGUGUCAGACGCUAUAUAUCUACAUUGUAUAAAAUGACAACUCGUGUAAGAAGCUUUAUAUCUAGAUGGUAUAAAAUGACAACUCGUGU
Dreissena polymorpha is the source of this 1622-nucleotide messenger RNA. Its product is annotated as probable G-protein coupled receptor B0563.6. The record is from RefSeq and is a predicted model, not a curated record. The coding region runs from base 191 to 1222 and encodes 343 amino acids. Gene Ontology annotation, biological process: G protein-coupled receptor signaling pathway. Lineage: Eukaryota; Metazoa; Mollusca; Bivalvia; Myida; Dreissenidae. The transcript is spliced from 3 exons. Gene Ontology annotation, molecular function: G protein-coupled receptor activity. Gene Ontology annotation, cellular component: plasma membrane.